Molecule: messenger RNA, 3216 nt
Organism: Conger conger (European conger)
Lineage: Eukaryota; Metazoa; Chordata; Actinopteri; Anguilliformes; Congridae
Gene: tesk1b
Product: testis associated actin remodelling kinase 1b
Exons: 11
Coding region: 933-2942 (669 amino acids)
Biological process (GO): positive regulation of stress fiber assembly; protein phosphorylation; actin cytoskeleton organization
Cellular component (GO): nucleus; cytoplasm
Molecular function (GO): ATP binding; protein serine/threonine kinase activity
Source: RefSeq, a predicted model, not a curated record
AAUAAUCCCAUCAGCACGCUAAUGAGGAUGAGUUUGUCCUCAUGUAAAAUCUAUACAAUUACAGGGUACGGAAUAGUAGGUUUGGAUGGGUUAACUGAAGUAAAGUGUGUCACUACGCAGUAUUGCUUAGUAAAAAAAAGUGUGUCAAUGUUCCACGCUGGGCGCCCCCGCAGGUGGAGUUCCGCGGAGCCUCGUGCUGGAACCGCCCUCGCAGUCCAUACGCCGCUCCUCCUCCUUUGAGCUGAGCUAAACUAAACCCGCUACGGCUCCGCAAGAGCAGGCCAAGACAAACGGAGGCAAGACACACGGGAGCCGGCCAAGAGCAAGAAGGCGGACAAGGUUGGCCAGAUAAAUAAAUAAAAGCUCCAGUAACAUAACACGAGAUCCGCGUUAAGAGAAGGACGGUGACCCGGCCUGUGGACUCGUACCUGACGGAUCACCUAGAACAGCCGGCAACGACGCCGUCUCGCAAAGGAAGCCUGAGCUGAAGAGGCGAGCUACGCAAGGGGACCACACGGGCUAUGCAAGAGCUAGCCUACGUAUAGGGGGAGAGUGCGACUGGAUGACCGGACAGAGGACGCCCUGCGUAUCUGCAUUGGGAAAGGUAGCCUACGUCGUCACAUCUGGAAAAGAAGAAAAACGGUAGGCUAUGAGAGAGCCUGCCAAGCCAUGCACUGCGAACGUCGGAUGCGGCAUGGCAACUGCCUAUCGUUUUUGGGGAGGAAUGCAUAAGUGACGAGCUGCCCUGCAGUGUGCUAUGGACGGGGAGAAUUCCAUCAUCGGAGUUCUUAGCAUUACACGACCUUUCGGGAGCUAAGUGUCCCGCGUGAAGACAUUAGUUAUUCUGGAUCUCAUGCCACCGACAUGGGAAAUGUAAACACUCGGUUUGGAUUUUAAACUCCGUGUGUGCUUCUCCUGUGGAAUUCGCUGGCAUGGAGUCCGUUGAAGCGGACCAGGAUGUGCCAGAACCCCCCAUUCACGGGAUCCAUGGACCCAAUCGAAUUCGGCCCUCCUCAUACCGGGCACUGCGCAGCGCCGUGUCCAGUCUCGCCCGCAUUGACGAUUUUUUCUGUGAGAAAAUCGGCUCCGGGUUCUUCUCCGAAGUAUUCAAGGUUCAGCACAGGAUCACAGGGCAGGUGAUGGCCCUGAAGAUGAACACGCUGGCCAGCAACAGAGCCAACAUGCUGAGGGAAGUGCAGCUAAUGAACAGGCUGUCCCACCCCAACAUACUCAGGUUUGUCGGGGUGUGUGUACACGAGGGACAGCUCCACGCUCUGACAGAGUACAUUAAUUGGGGGAACCUGGAGCAGCUGCUGGACAGCGAUAUGUACCUGUCGUGGGCGGUGAGGAUGAGCCUGUCUCUGGACAUCGCCCAGGGCCUGCAGUACCUGCACAGCAAGGGCAUCUUCCACAGGGACCUCACCUCCAAGAACUGCCUGAUCCGCUGCGAGAACGGCCUCUUCAGCGCGGUGGUGGGGGACUUUGGCCUGGCAGAGAAAAUUCCAGACUACAGUGAGGGAAUGGACAAACAGCCCCUGGCUGUCGUGGGCUCCCCCUACUGGAUGGCCCCGGAAGUGUUGAGAGGAGAGCUUUACAAUGAGAAGGUGGACGUCUUCGCCUACGGGAUCAUCCUGUGUGAGAUCAUCGCCCGGAUACAGGCCGACCCAGACUUCCUGCCCCGCACUGAGGACUUCGGUUUGGACGUGGUGGCGUUUCAGCACAUGAUCGGUGACUGCCCCUCCUCUUUCCUGGCCCUGGCUGUCACAUGCUGCAAUAUGUGUGCUGAGCAGAGGCCGUCUUUCACGGAGAUUGUGAGGGAACUGGAGGAGAAAGAGAGGGAGCGAGAGAGGGAGGAGAAGAAGGAGCUUGUCACUCAGGGAGAAUCGGGAACAGCGCCUGUUGCCCUUGACGACAGCCCCCACCGAAGGAGGUCCCUGUGCCUCCCCGGCGACCAGCGUCUCUCCCGGAGCAAGUCCGACAUGCUGCCCCCCAGCACGCCCCCGCUGGGGACCCCCGCCCGGGUCAACCCCUUCUCCCUGCGGGACGACCUGAACGGCGGCCGGAUCAAGCUCUUCGACACGCCCAGCAAGUCGGUCAUCUCCCUGACCUUCACCCUGCCCCCGCCGCCCGACCCCUGCGCCCCCGCCCAGGAGGGCGAGCUGCCCCGCGGGGGCCACCGCCGCUGCCAGUCCCUGCCCUGCACCCCCGAACUCAGCCGCAUCCCCGUCCUGUCCGCGGGGCUCCGGGGGGAGGGCGGCCCCAUGCGCGCUCUGCCCGACACGGACGCCGACAGCCUGGAGGAGGAGGAGGAGGAGGAGGAGGAGGAGCGGGACGAAGAGGAGGCGCGGGAGACGUCCAAGGGCCCGGACCUCCCGGCCGACGACUCGGGGCUGCCCCUGGACCUGGAGAUGGUGUCCCUGGAGGAGGAGGAGCGGGAGCGGCUGUGUCGGGCCGAGCCCAUGGACUGCACCAGCUCCCCCGACACACUAGAUGGCGCCGUCUCGGCCCCGCCGCGGCCCCGCCCCCCCCCGGCCGCCCUGCACAACGGCUGGGGCCCGCCCGUCUCCAACGGGCCGCCCUCCCUGCCCCCGCUGCCUCACCUGGACAACAACAACGGCGCGGUGGUGGUCAGCCGGCCCCUGGCCUGGGGCGGCAACGGGUACCACGCCCCCCCCGGGGCGCCCGCCCCCUUCCCCCUGCCCAACUCCGGCAGCGCCGCCCUGGAGCAGGACGAGGUCAUUUCCUGUCCGGGCUGCUGCCUGGCCGGGCUGAGCUUCCCGUCGAUGUGUCUGCGGGGGCCUCCCCGCAGGAACCCCCACCACCCCUACAAGAACCUGAACGGGGACGCGGCGCGGGGUCUGCUCUGCCGCGGCACCAAGGGCCUGGCGCCGGCCCCCGCCCCCCCCGAGCCCGGCCUGUCCCUGCCCGAGGCUCAGACGUAGAGGGCGCCCUCUGCUGGACAGGCCCUCUCAUAGCACUACCGUCAGUCUGACUGUAAAUACAGUGUCACCUGCUUCCUGUCCCUACUGCCUGGCAGCUGAAAAGGGGGAGUUAUUAAGAGUAGGUUGGUUAUUAUUAUUAUUAUUUUUAUUAUUAAAUGAGUUGACUGUUUUUCCCCUUUGGUAUUGCACAAGAAAAAGUUUAAUGAAAGAAAGUGUGCAGGUCUAAUAUUCUAUAUUUUUCAGUUUUAUCACUUAAAUAAAGUGGAUUUGCGAA